This is a messenger RNA of Micromonas pusilla CCMP1545, 1612 nucleotides long. Its product is annotated as histone acetyltransferase. The coding region runs from base 269 to 1612 and encodes 447 amino acids. The transcript is spliced from 3 exons. Gene Ontology annotation, molecular function: histone acetyltransferase activity; transcription coregulator activity. Gene Ontology annotation, cellular component: chromatin. NCBI's taxonomy places the organism in Eukaryota, Viridiplantae, Chlorophyta, Mamiellophyceae, Mamiellales, Mamiellaceae. The record is from RefSeq and is a predicted model, not a curated record. Gene Ontology annotation, biological process: positive regulation of transcription by RNA polymerase II; negative regulation of DNA-templated transcription.
CGCGCCGAGCCAACGCACGCGGUCGCGACGACCGCGCGUCAGUCGCCGGCUCGCGAAGCGCGCGCGCACGCGCGGAAGGAGGGCGCGAGAGCGCGCGCUCGCGUCGAGGGAAGAAGGGCUUCGAGCGCGCGACGCGACGGCGAAGAAUCGAGGCGCGAGAUCUCACGCGCGUGGGGCGCUCCGACACGCGACAACAGCGCGGAUCGAACGGUCGAUCGCGGAGAGGCGCGGGACCGGCGACGGGAGGAAACGCGGGACGCGCGACGCGAUGACGGGCAAGGAAAACGACACGCCGAAGACGGAGAAGCAGGAUGGCGAGGAAAAGCAGGAAAAGAAGGCGCACCACACCGGCGGCAACGCCCGCCCGCCCGUGGACACCUCCCUCCUCCCCCCGAAGCCCAAAGAGGAGGACGUCGUGAAGGUCAAGCACGCGGCGUCGGGCGUGAUGCUUCCGCUCGACGUCGGCGCGCGCGUGAGCUGCCGUUGGCGCGACGGCCAGAUGUAUCCGGUGCGCGUGAUCGAGCGCAGGGCUGGGCCGAAGGGCGUCCUGGGGCAGGAGGAGUACGAGUACUACGUGCACUACGAGCAGUUUAAUCGGCGGUUGGACACGUGGGUGACGAUCGCGGACAUGGAUCUCGACACGGCGGAGACGGAUGACGACAAGAAGAAGCGCAAGGCGGAGGAGGUGGACGAGGAGCACGCGGAUUUCGACCCGAACGCGCUGAGGGAGCACGAGGAGUGCACGAAGGUGCGCAACAUCUUGUCCGUGGAGCUGGGGAGGCAUCAGAUGGACACGUGGUACUUCUCGCCGUUCCCGCCCGAGUACACGACGUGCAAGAAGCUCUACUUUUGCGAGUUCACGCUCAACUUUUUCAAGCGGAAAGAGCAGCUGCAACGGCACCUGCGCAAAAACGAGAUGUACCACCCGCCCGGGGACGAGAUCUAUCGCAACGAGACGCGAGGGCGGACCGCGGCGUUCUUCGAGAUCGACGGCAAGAAGGACAAGAUCUUCUGCCAGAACCUGUGCUACCUCGCGAAGUUAUUCCUGGACCACAAGACGCUGUACUACGACGUCGACUUGUUUCUGUUUUACGUCUUGUGCGAGGUGGACGAGCGAGGGUAUCACAUCGUCGGCUACUUCUCCAAGGAGAAGUGCUCCGAGGAAGGGUACAACCUCGCGUGCAUCCUCACGCUCCCGGCGUACCAGCGGAAAGGCUACGGCAAGAUGCUCAUCUCGUUCUCGUACGAGCUCUCGAAGAAGGAGGGGAAGGUUGGCACGCCCGAGCGGCCGCUGUCCGAUCUCGGCCUCGUGUCCUACCGCGGGUACUGGACGCGCGAGCUGCUCGCCAUCUUAAAAGACCCGUCCCGCGCGGUCAUGUCCAUCAAGGACCUCAGCGAGCUCACGAUGAUCAAGACCGAGGACAUCAUAUCGACGCUGCAGCACUUGAACCUCUUGGCGUAUCAGAAGGGCGCGUACGUGAUCUGCGCGGCGCCGGAGAUCAUCGAGAAGCACCUCAAGGAGGCGGGGUCGCCGGGCGUGGAGGUGGAUCCGUCGAAGCUGAUCUGGACGCCGUACAACGCGGAGAAGGAGUACCAGAACUUCCGCGGGUGA